This is a messenger RNA of Ostreobium quekettii, 1002 nucleotides long. Lineage: Eukaryota; Viridiplantae; Chlorophyta; Ulvophyceae; Bryopsidales; Ostreobiaceae. The record is from the annotation of a GenBank genome assembly.
AUGGCGUGCGGUGACGUAUCUCACCCGUCGAUGGGGCGCCUGCUGGUGUGGGUCGCGGUGGCGCUGGGCGCCUGCCUGCCGCUGGCGGCUGGGCAGGUCGCCCUGCAGUGCUUCCCCACGCCGGAGUUCAAGUCCUACACGAGGGAGGCGCAGGACGUGCGCGUGGCGUUCUCGCUGAAGGCUCCAGGAAAACUGAGGUCUUCUGCUCCGCUCUCACUGACGACGGUGCUCGAUCGAUCGGGAUCCAUGCACGGCAGGAAGAUGGAGCUGCUGCAGGCGACCAGCAAAUUUUUGGUCGACAAGCUGGCGGAGGACGACGGCACCCACAACACGGGCAUUGUGGUGUAUGGGGAUGACGUCGUGGAUCUGGUUGAGUUGCAACCCGUCACCAAGAAGAUCGCCCCCCUCAUGAACCAGGCCAUUGACAGCGUCUUCGCGUAUGGCCAGACGUUCCUGUCGGGCGGCCUGAAGCGCGGACUCGAGCAGCAGAGGGACGGGCCGAAUGAUUACGUGAAGAAUGUCUUUCUGUUCACAGACGGCCUGCCCACCAUUGGGUCCACCACGCCGGAGGACAUCAUGAGGGAAAUGGAGGAAAUCCGUUCCAGCGUGUCCUGCAACAGAUUUGGAGAUGGGGGCGGCAACUUUGGCGAUGGGGGAAAUAAUUUCGGCGAUGGCGGAAAUAAUUUCGGCGACGGCGGAAGCAACUUCGGAGACGGGGGAGGCAAUCGUGGAGAUGGGGAGUGCGGUCCGUCCAUCUCAGUGUCCACCUUCGCCGUUGGCGACGAAAUUGACGUUCUGCUGCUGGAGGACAUCGCUCGCGCCGGCGGCGGCCAGGCGUACAUCAUCUCCAACGAGGACGACAUUCCGAUCGCAUUCGGAGACGCCAUCGGGGGCCUCCUCUCCAUCGUCGCGCAGGACAUCGACAUCUUCUUCAAACCCAUCAACGGAGUGUUCAUGAGGGCCAUCCGAACCGGAGGCAACGUCACGGAGUUCAGCGACGGG